GAGCUUGAACGAUGUUUUCGGUAACAGAUCAUGAUUCAUGAAUGAUCUGUGCUCCAUUGGCUUUGUCUGUACGCGGAACACAGCAGCAACUCUAAAGUACAUGCGACCCUAUUUUCGGAAAUAAACAGGAAUAUUCCUUAUUACAUAUAUAUAAAUCCGAAAAUAAAAUUAAUGGGGACGAUUUAGGAAACGUCGCUGCUGCUUAAGGUCUCCAACGUACUUGUUUUAUUUGAUAUCUACGAUUUCAAGGAGUAUAAUCGGACAAAAAUAUGAGGAAAAGAAUGAUGGCGUGUUAGUAGCAGUCGUGGUCUAGUGCGUGUGGGCCGGUGGACGGCUCUGGGUCCGGUGUGAGAGGGACGGAUUGAGGAAGUGUGUGUGGAGAUGAAGGUGGGACAGAAGAACUCGGUGUGUAUCCUGUCCAGUCGAGAGCGAGGAGCACGAGGUCUUGCCUCACACAGGAUCCUACAGCAACUUGUAGAGGAGAAGACACAGCGCAUGAAAUGGCAAAGCCAGAAAGUGGAGUUACCAGACAGCCCCCGCUCGACCUUUCUUCUGGCCUUCAGUCCAGAUAGGUCCUUAAUGGCCUCUACCCAUGUGAACCACAACAUCUACAUCACAGAAGUUAAGACAGGAAGGUGUGUUCACUCUCUGGUGGGCCACCGCCGGACACCCUGGUGCUUGACCUUUCACCCUAGCAUUCCUGGCCUUAUUGCUUCUGGCUGCCUGGACGGAGAGGUCCGAAUCUGGGACCUGCAUGGAGGCAGUGAGAGCUGGCUCACAGAGACUAACUCAGCGAUCGCAUCCCUUGCUUUCCAUCCCACGGCUCAGCUGUUGCUCAUUGCCACCAACAACGAGCUGCAUCUAUGGGACUGGAGUCGGAAGGAGCCCUUCACUGUAGUGAAGACUGCUAGCGAGACAGAGAGAGUCAGGUUGGUGAGAUUUGAUCCAUUGGGUCACUAUCUUCUAACCGCCAUUGUGAACCCUUCAAACCAACAGAAUGAUGAUGAUCCUGAGAUUCCAAUGGACAGUGUGGAGAUGCCUCAUCUCCGUCAGCGCUCCUUUCUGCAGUCCCAGCCUGUAAGACGCACACCUAUCUUGCACAAUUUCUUGCACAUCCUCACUUCCCGCAACUCAGUCCCUCAGACUGGAGGCGCUCCUGCUGCUUCCACUGACGUGGCCUCUGAUUCGUCUGGGCAUUACGCUGUUUUGAGGGAUCGUUCCCGGCUGCCAUACCAUGGUUGCGUUCAGCCACUCGGAGUGGUGUGUUUCUGUAGCCGUUGCUCAUCAACGCAGGUUCCGUCUCCGCCUGAUGAGGACUCUUCAGACUCCGCCUCCCUGGAGGGACAAUCAAACGCAUCCACCUUUUCUUCUGCACGCACAGAGCCGCGAAUACCGCGGUUUCCUGUCGAAUCUCGUGCUGUAUAUCGGCCUUCAGCGUUUAGCUGCGUGUACGGUGGCGGGAGCAACGUGCGGAACCUUUCUUCUAGCUCUGGGAGGAGGGGAGUGGCUGGAAUGGCGCCCAUCCCACCUUUCCGGCAGCACCCGCCAGGCAGGGAAGGUGGAGGCCGUUUCCCUGCGGCAGACUGGACAGGCAGUGUGCUUAAUGGACGAGGUAGUAGUAUGACUCCACCCAGAACCAGUGCUUCCUCUGUCAGCCUGCUUUCUGUCCUGCAACAGCAAGGGAAUUCCAGCCAAUCACCUGUUUACACCUCUGCUAGUGAUGGAUGGGGCUUUCCUCAUAGCAGUGGCAGCUCAUCAGGGACUAGUUCUAGCAGGCACCGCCCAUCACAGGAAGAGGGGCACAGCAACCCUUCUUCCAUCCGCAAUGUUCUGCAGUGUAACCUUAACCGCUAUUUCAUGGAGUAUGAGCAAAUGCAGGACCUAGUGCAGCCACUAGAGGGCAGCAGGCAGGACCAGCAGACUCAGGAAAUGCUAAAUAACAACAUGGACCCAGAGCAACCAGGCCCAUCUCAUUACCAGCCACUCUACAACAGCGAAAACCAUUCCCACAGUCACAUGAAUCGCUGCAGAGUCUGCCACAACCUCUUCACCUAUAAUCGGGGUACUCAGCGCUGGGAGAGAACAGGUCAGCCGACAUCUGCUGAGAGAAACUCAGCUUGGCAACCUACUAGUCCUGCCUUCCACAGCGUAGCCCCAGUCUCUCAUUCUGAUCCUCACCUACUUGUACGCACACCUAUGGAGCCCAGCCCAGACAACCCAGAGCCUCACGUACAGUUUUCCCGCAGCACAGCUAGCAGUCAGCAUGAGGACCAGGCUGUCGGGCUGGUCUUUAACCAGGAAACUGGCCAACUAGAGCGUGUUUACAGACAAUCUGCAACCUCUCAUUCAGCAAACGUAUCACAAGAAGCCUUAAACCAGGAAAUGCCUGAAGACACACAAGACGAUGAUUAUCUACGCAGGAGGCUGCUGGAGUCAUCCAUGAUGUCUCUUUCCAGAUAUGACGUCUCUGGAUCACGAGACCACCCCAUCUACCCCGACCCAGCCAGGUUGUCCCCUGCAGCAUAUUAUGCACAACGUAUGAUCCAGUAUUUGUCUCGGCGUGACAGCAUUCGGCAGCGCUCUCUCCGUCCCCCCGGCAGACCUCGACCCCUCUCCUCUAACGCCAAUAGCCUCUCCCCUGGCCCCGCCCCCAGUGUGGAGAACAGCGAAGUUGAUUUUGAGGAGUUUGAGGACAGUGGAAGCAGACAUAGGGCUCCUCGUAACGCACGCAUGUCUGCCCCCUCCCUUGGUCGCUUUGUACCCAGGCGCUUCCUCCUGCCGGAGUUUUUGCCGUAUUCUGGAAUCUUCCAUGAGCGAGGGCAGCCAGGCCUGGCAACACACUCAUCCGUCAAUAGGGUCCUCGCAGGUGCUGUAAUUGGAGAUGGUCAAUCUGCAGUAGCCAGCAACAUUGCUAACACAACCUAUCGUCUGCAGUGGUGGGACUUCACCAAAUUUGACUUGCCCGAGAUCAGUAAUGCUUCUGUUAACGUGUUGGUGCCCAACUGUAAGAUCUACAAUGACGCGAGCUGUGAUAUCUCAUCGGACGGGCAGCUGCUGGCUGUAUUCAUUCCCAGCAGUCAGAGGGGUUUCCCUGAUGAGGGUAUUUUGGCUGUGUACUCCCUCGCCCCACAAAACCUGGGAGAGAUGCUCUACUCCAAGAGAUUUGGUCCAAAUGCCAUCUCUGUCAGUUUGUCUCCAAUGGGUCGUUACGUGAUGGUGGGUCUGGCGUCUCGUCGCAUCCUGCUGCAUCAGAUCACCGAUCACAUGGUGGCACAGGUCUUCAGACUGCAGCAGCCCCACGGAGGAGAGACAUCCAUGAGGAGGGUGUUUGAUGUGGUGUAUCCAAUGGCCCCAGACCAGCGGAGACAUGUCAGUAUAAAUUCUGCACGUUGGCUGCCAGAACCAGGGCUUGGGCUCGCUUAUGGAACCAACAAAGGAGAUCUGGUCAUCUGCAGACCUGUUGAUGUGCAUUCAGAUGGCAACGGCACUUCCGAACACUCUGAGAGAAUGUUCACCAUCAAUAAUGGUGGAGGGGUUGGAACCAGCAGCGGCAGGGGUGGCGACAGGGCAGGGAACAGCAGGACUGAUUGGCGCUCACACAGAGAGAUGGGCCUGAUUAAUGCGAUUGGUCUGCAGCCACGACAUCCUGCCCCCACUGUUACAUCACAGGGGACGCAGACACAGACUUUACAGCUACAGAAUGCAGAGACACAAACAGACCAUGACCUUCCAGAUAACCCUGAACAGCCCAGAACUUCACAGGGGUCACAGGUUACUGAUGGUCAGACAUCAUUACUGAGCUCAGCCACAGACUCUCUGGAUUUAGAGACUCUCCCAGAGGAUUCUGGGUCUGAGGUGGUACCAGAGACGCCCCCCCACAGUCGACCUCAGGAAGAUGAAGGGUCAGAUCUCACUGAACCCAGCACAGACAGCACAGGUCAGGCAGAGUAUGUUUCUCGUAUCCGAAGGUUAAUAGCUGAGGGAGGCAUGACUGCGGUUGUCCAGCGUGAGCAGAGCACCACAAUGGCUUCCAUGGGCAGCUUUGGCAACAACAUCAUUGUCAGCCACCAUAUUCACCGUGGCUCCCAGACAGGAGCGGACGCACAAAGCCGUACUCAUUUGAGCCCUCUCCCUGGACCCUCCUCUAGUGUCCCUGAGACUUUGGCUGGAGCUGCAGGUUCGCACUCCUACAUCCUUACCAACGCACUGGGGCUUCAUACCGACACAGCUCAGGGCACCUCUACAGACAUAGACCUAACACCCGUCAUAGAACAGGAGAGAUUUCACACAUCCCUGCUUUCCCAGGAGUUUUCACCUCUUUUCUCAUCUGCUGUAAACACAAACAGACCUUCUGCUUCUAUGGAAACAGACAAUGUCUCGGAGGGGGAGGAGCUCCAAGACUAUGCGUCUCUCGCUCCAUCUUUACUCUCAUCCUCACCGUCUCUUUCUCCAGUGAAUAACAGUAACUACAACAACAGUGAUAGUAGUUACCACGGAGAAGAGUAUGGGCGUUGAAAGGGCAAAGUUAGGAGAGGAGUCAUAAUUUGAAAACAACCGAGAAGAGAGAAGGCCACACAACAGAAACUUCCAAAUAUAUUUGUUCUCAGUAUUCCUUUCUCUCAUCGGUUAUAAUAUUUUUCAUCUGCUCAGACACAAUUUAGUGAAUAAUAAAAGACGGAGAAACAGUUUCCUGAUCAGCUAAAACUUGGCAAUGUAUUCAGGCCAUUCCGUGUUGUUCAUCAACCAGCCUUGCUAAAAUUUCCAGUGUUGGUCUCUGUCUUCCUGUUGUCCGUCAUGAAGUGCACACAUAUAGAGCCACAUACAGAAUACGAUGUGUAUGUGUUUUCAUGUGAAUGGCAGAGAGACGGAGCAUCACUUUGCAGGCAGUCUUGAGUCUGUAGAGCAAUAUUAGUUCAACAGAACAUUUUGUUCCUCUACAUCCUCUUUCAAAUGUAGCAUUUCAAAUGCCAUUGAAAUCUGCUGCCAGCAUCAGAAAAGUUAAAAAGUCUCAGAUAGUCUUGUAGUUGAAGUUACGAAACCUUGUCACAUUCUGAACAGUUUGGUUAUGUUACUGUUGGUUAGUGUAGAACUGAGAGUAAAGUCACUUCUGUAGAGGGAAGGCCCAUUUUUAGAUGGUGAUUGGUACAUUUUAGUUCACGUUUUUUAUAAAGUUGAAAAGGCCACACCUUGUUUUUCCUGUGUGAAGAUAAGAGACUCAAGAAAUUAAACAGAGUUGUAUAAAAAAUUUUGUAGAGUUAAUUCUGUGGCAUUAACAGGAUAGUUCACCCAAAAAAAAAGAAAAUUCAUCAUUAUGUCUUUCCAAACCUGUACAACUUGCAGAACACAAAAUAUAUUCGAUUUUUUUUUUCCAUACAUUGGAAGUCAAAAGUUGUAUGUUUGGCUACCAACAUUCUUCAAAACAUAUUAUUUUGUUCCACAUCAGAAAGAAAACAAUACAGGUUUGGAACAACAUAAGUGAUGACAACAUUUUCAUUUUUGGGUGAACUAUCCCUUUAAGAUGUGAUGCCCAUCUGUAGCCCCAUAAAAUCUUUAGCUUCAUCAGUCUUACAUGUGGCCUAGUCAGUCUCCUUUGCAUUCAUCAUUACUAUGGAAACUCGUCAAUUAUCUUGCUUUGCCCCAAAUAAAAAAACCCCAGAAAGAUGGCUUCUUAAAAGGGUUUUCCCCUCCUUGUUUACAGUAAAGUGGUUCUUGACACAAUGUGAUAAACCUCACACUCAGAGCCUCAACAGGGAAGCAGUGAAGUUUGAGAGGCAUGUCAAUGUGAGAGAGACACUCUCCCAGUUCUGUCAGCUACUGUAGAUUUUCAAAGUCUAUUGAAAGUUAAGCAGGCACCUGACAACAUUAGUGUUGCUUCCUUCCCUUUUAUUUCUUAUGUAGCUCUCUGGUUUCUAUCUGCUCUCUCAGAAAACAUUUGAGAGGUAGGGGUGUGUGUGUGUGUGUGUGUGUGUGUGUGUGUGUGUGUGUGUGUGUGUGUGUGUGUGUGUGUGUGUGUGUGUGUGUGUGUGUGUGUGUGUGUGUGUGUGUGUGUGUGUGUGUGUGUCAGAGAGCUUGUCCAUUGAACCUCAAAGUUUGCCCCUGGCUCUGCUGUUAUGCCUUCCGAAUUUCAGAAUUUAAAGCACAUUAUGACUUCAGCUUGUUGACAAACCACUAAAUAACCACCAAUCAUAAUGUCUGAUCUGCUUAAAUGUACCUUGUGUGGAUAUGCGACCUUAGGGAGGGUCUUUAUGAUGUGUUUUUCAUUGUCAAAAUGCUUGCCAGUGGCCUGGUACACUGCUACAGUACUGCAUAGAGAAGGCGGAUGUUUGGAUGAAUGUUUAUGUGAGAUUUUUCUUCUUCGCAGGCUAAUGCAUUAUGUUCUGCAUUAAUAUGGAGAGGCUCUCUCUGCUUCUUUUGGCAUACCACUUUAUCCUGAAAAUGAAUGUCUGACAGUGUCUCCUGAAUCAACCUGCUGCUUUGGUAAACAGUGUAACCUCUGCUUUAGAGCUCAACUCACUGGCCUCCUACAGUAAAAAACAGAAAACAAAAACAACGUUUUACUGCUUUUUCUGCACAUGAACUGUAAGAGGCUGCAGAAUUACAGCAGCAGCUUUUCUGAGGGAUUAUGUACUUUACAUUACAAGUGACUACUUUUUGUCCUUUUUUGUUUUUCUGUUUGCUUUUUAGAAAACUGUUCAAUGUUUUUUCUUUUAAAAUUGCGGUAAAUCAUUGAUCUGCAUACUGGGAAACAAUCCUGUAUGUGAUUUAAAUGGAAUAAAAUGAUAACAAACA
Messenger RNA from Megalobrama amblycephala (Wuchang bream), 6789 nucleotides. RefSeq names its product autophagy/beclin-1 regulator 1a (gene ambra1a). Gene Ontology annotation, biological process: autophagy. Gene Ontology annotation, molecular function: protein binding. The transcript is spliced from 19 exons. NCBI's taxonomy places the organism in Eukaryota, Metazoa, Chordata, Actinopteri, Cypriniformes, Xenocyprididae. Gene Ontology annotation, cellular component: intracellular membrane-bounded organelle. Bases 382 to 4515 code for a protein of 1377 amino acids. The record is from RefSeq and is a predicted model, not a curated record.